Molecule: messenger RNA, 1875 nt
Organism: Eruca vesicaria subsp. sativa (arugula)
Lineage: Eukaryota; Viridiplantae; Streptophyta; Magnoliopsida; Brassicales; Brassicaceae
Source: the annotation of a GenBank genome assembly
CUUAAGGUAAGUGGUCCGUAACUAAAGGAGACCUGUGUGACUGAGAGUGAAGAAGAAGAUAGAAUGCAGACUCACCUUCUGGUGGGUCCCACCCCAAUCAAAAGCUGCCGUCGAUUCUCAUCUGCUUUCUCCGGCGACCUCCUCCCUCCUUCCUUGAGUUCGUUCGGUCGAGACCUACACCACCACCGUCGAAGGCACCACCGCGACGGCAGAUCUCGGUGCCAGCGCAGUCGGGGAAGGAAGACGACUGUUAUAUCUGCUGCCGCGGCGUCUUCUUGGUCUUCUUCGGCUUAUAAUAGGGGCGAGCAGAAUCACUACGUCGUUUUGGGAAUCGCUCGCAACGCCACGCAAGCUGACGUCAAGAGAGCUUACCGCUUGCUCGCUCGAAAGUUUCAUCCUGAUGUAAACAAGGACCCUAAAGCCGGAGAGCGAUUCAAGAGCAUUCGUUGUUCCUACGAAGUUCUAUCUAAUGAAGCUACAAGGACUCAGUACGACAGAGCACUUAAACAUCAGGAAAAUGUAAGGUUCUCUAGAGUGAAAAGGCAUUACUACAACACCCCUGACUCUGAGAUUGAAGAUGCCAUGAAGUAUUGUUACAACUGGUCUGAGAAAAGACGCUAUUCUUCUACAUAUCCAAACUCACACUUCUAUAGCGAAACCGUUAGUGAGCCACAAGAAGAAGAAACAGCACAACAACAACAACAACAGAGAGAUUCUUUCGCCACAGUUCUCAGAUCUGUCUUCAUCUCCAUGUUUCUUCUAUAUACUCUCGGGUACCUAGCAUCUCUCACGGUUAGCACAUUCACAGCUUUGAUCGACAAUGAGCUAGACAUGGGUUACAAAUCCGGGUUUAUGAUAGCUUGGAUACUCGGUGGAAAAGGAGGUAUCCUUCUCACUCUCUGCCUGACAUUUGCAAGCUGGCUAUGUGGGAAAGCAAGCAGCAGUGUUGUGGUUCUUGGGGUGGUUGCGAUGUGGGUUGGGUCUAAUUUAGCAAGACAUGCUCCUCUUCCACAAGGAGCUCUCCUCACACUACUCUACAUGUCAAUCAAGCUUCAAGUCGACACAAGGUGAAUCUUUACCUUACGAAAGGUUUAAUCUCAAAGUUAGGGUGUAAAUAAUUUAGAAUGCACAUUGUCUCAUCAAGUUGUAUAACUUCUCUAUUGCAAUUUCUCGUAUGAUGGAGAAUGUGUCUCCUAUGAUUUGUAGUUUUGCUUUUUGGGUGUCGAGAAAAUUGAAUAGUAAAGAGAAGAAAUUACAAACUCCAAUUUUUUCUUUUAUUGUUUUAGUGUGGUUUACAGAUAACAAACAAAAAUUAAUCAAAAUUCAACUGAUGAAUUAUAACAAAGGGUCUAUGUAUUAUCAAUCUGCACAAAGAAGAGAUCAAAAAGAUGACAUCUUUAAACUUAAUCCUUUUCUUCAUUGACUCUUCUCUCUCAUCUCGUUGAGAUUCCUCCAAAGGUAUUUGCCGCUGGCCAUGUCGACGAACACCCAGAACCCAUUCUCCAUCUUCUGCUCAUCGAAAAAAGAGAAUAAAAAUAAAAAUUGAAAACCAGAAUUCAACAAAUUAACGAAAAGUGACGAAUUUUAUGAUGAUUACCUUUUUGAAAUUGAGUCCUUGUUUAUCAUUCAAUUCGACAGGUGAGUCGUCGUUGUCGUCUCCGAUGAGUUCCGGCGAAGAACUCACCGUCUUCCACGCGAAAUAACCGGCGAGAAUCGCCGAGAAGAACACCAAUAGGAAUCUCAACGGACACAUAUUAAAACAAGGAAAGAAGAAGAAGAAGAAGAAAUUGGGUUUGAUGAAGAAUGUGACGAAGAAGAAGAAAGAAGGGAGAAUCUAGGGUUCGUGAAAAGGGGGAAAGAGAGAUUUAAGGGGCG